Molecule: messenger RNA, 2904 nt
Organism: Anguilla anguilla (European eel)
Lineage: Eukaryota; Metazoa; Chordata; Actinopteri; Anguilliformes; Anguillidae
Product: metastasis-associated protein MTA2-like
Exons: 19
Coding region: 218-2203 (661 amino acids)
Biological process (GO): negative regulation of transcription by RNA polymerase II
Cellular component (GO): nucleoplasm; NuRD complex
Molecular function (GO): histone deacetylase binding; transcription corepressor activity; sequence-specific DNA binding
Source: RefSeq, a predicted model, not a curated record
AGUAUCCGAAGAUGACGUUGUAGUGUGUGUGCGUAUGUAUGUGUUGUAUGAGAAAGAGGGGCGGGGGAAAGGGGGCUCGUUCGGCGAGUUGGCGUGUGUGCGACGAGUGGAGGGUGCUCCGGCUUUGUUUCGCCUGGUGGGAUACGCAGCAGUUGAUCGGCGUUUUUUAUGCAAGCGGGGAAUCCCUUUGCUGCUGUGUUCAUAAGAGAACCAGAGAAUGGCGGCUAACAUGUAUAGAGUUGGAGAUUAUGUGUACUUUGAGAACUCCUCCAGCAACCCGUACCUGAUCCGCCGCAUCGAGGAGCUCAGCAAGACGGCAAAUGGAAAUGUAGAAGCCAAAGUUGUGUGUCUGUUCAGGAGGAGAGACAUCCCCACUCAUCUCAACAGCCUGGCAGACAACAAUGCAAAGGAGUUUGAGGAGGACUCCAAACAGCCGUCGUCUUCGGAGUCACAGAAACACCAGCUGAAGCACAGGGAGCUUUUCCUGUCUCGCCAGUUUGAGUCCCUCCCCGCCACUCACAUACGGGGGAAGUGUAACGUCACGCUCCUAAAUGAGACUGACCUGCUCACCAGAUACCUGGAGAAAGAGGACUCCUUCUUCUACUCACUGGUGUUUGAUCCGGCCCAGAAGACUCUGCUAGCAGACCAGGGGGAGAUCAGGGUUGGAUCCAAGUACCAGGCUGAGAUUCCGGACAGGCUGGCCGAAGGGGAUUUGGAUGGCCGUGUGCAGGAGAAGCUGGAGACCAAGGUGUGGGACCCAGACAACCAGUUAAAGGACUCACAAAUUGACCAGUUCCUAGUGGUGGCACGUGCCGUCGGGACGUUCGCUCGCGCGCUCGACUGCAGCAGCUCCAUCCGCCAGCCGAGUCUCCAUAUGAGCGCUGCUGCCGCCUCCAGAGACGUAACACUGUUCCACGCCAUGGACACACUGCAGCGGAGCGGGUAUGACCUGGCACAGGCUAUGUGCGCGCUGGCACCCCAGGGGGGGCCAGUGCUGUGCCGGGAUGAGAUGGAGGAGUGGGGAGCGUCGGAGGCCAUGCUGUUUGAGGAGGCGCUGGAGAAGUACGGCAAGGACUUCACCGACAUCCGGCAGGACUUUCUGCCCUGGAAGUCUCUGGCCAGCAUUGUGCAGUUCUACUACAUGUGGAAGACCACGGACCGCUACAUCCAACAGAAACGUCUCAAGGCCGCGGAAGCAGAUAGCAAACUGAAGCAGGUUUACAUCCCUACCUACACCAAACCCAACCCCAACCAGAUCAUGGCGCCGGGCACCAAACCUGGCAUGAACGGGUCGGCAGGGUUCCAGAAGAUCCUGAGCUGCGAGAGCUGUUUCACUGCACAGUCUCCACAGUGGUAUGCCUGGGGGCCUCCCAGCAUGCAGUGCAGACUGUGCGCGUCGUGCUGGAUCUACUGGAAGAAGUAUGGAGGACUGAAGACCCCCACACAGCUAGAGGGCGGCGCACGACCCAGCACGGAGGCGGCGCCCAGAGGUCACAUGACUCGGACGGAGGCGCAGGGCAUGCCCCCGUACGCCAUCAGCGCCGGCCGGGCCAAGCUGCUGGCCAAGAACCGGCAGACCUUCAUCCUGCAGACGACCAAGCUGAGCCGCGUGGCGCGCCGCGUGUGCCACGACGUCCUGCAGCCGCGCCGCGCCGCCCGCCGCCCUUACGUCCCCAUCAACUCCACCGCCGUCAAAGCCGAGUGUAUGAUCAGACUCUCUAAGUCCUCGAAGGCUCCUGUGAAGGCCAGGGCCUCGCCCCGGGCAGACCUGGCCACCAUAGUGAAAGAGCUGGCAUUGCAGGCUCCGCUACGGCUCAAGGCUCCUAGCAGCACGACAACUGCCAUGAGCGGUAACCAAGGCAACCAGCCUCGUGGUGCCUCAAACCUGCUGGGCAAGAGGCCCUUCGAAAGUGUGGGAGGUGCCGAGCUGUCCACCAAUGGGAGACCAUUUACCUCAGGCAUGCGGACAACCUCACAAUCUCUAGUCAAGAGGCAGAAGGUGAACCAAGGAGACUCCCCAACCCCAGUGGUGUUUGUGGCGACUAAAUAUACCAGAGCCCUGAGGAAGGCUCUGACCCAGACUGAGAUGAGGCGUGCUGCCAGGAAACCCCACUUCCCCCUCAAGGUCAAGGUCCUCCCCCCUCCCCCUCCUGCCCCCAUCCUGCCGCCCCUCAGCAGUGAGCCUAUUGUGCUGGAGGACUGAGGACUGGGGGGCAGGGAGGGGGGGUCUCUGCAGUGCAGUGUCCUUCACUUUCACCUUUCAGUUUAUAAUUCAGUUACAUCCCAGGAACACACAUUCCUCAGCCACAUCCCCCCCCCCCACCCCCCCCUCACACACACACUCGCAGUAGGGUAUGUGUGCGUGUGUGUGUGGUGUGUGCGUGCAUUCGCCUGUGUGUGUCUGUGUGUGCGUGUGUAUGUGUGGUGUGUAUGCAUGCAUUCGCCUGUGUGUGUGUGUGUGCGUGUGCGUCUGUGUGCGUGUCUGUGUGUCUGUGUGUGCGUGUAUGACACUUUUUCUAUUGUUUUUUUUGGGGGAGGUGGGGUGAAUGGGCGAUGGUGUGUUGGAUUAUGCUCUGCUGUUACUGCCCACCUCCACCAUGCGUCAGCACACAGGUCAUGUGGUCAAAAGUACAGCUGUGUGUGUCUGUUUCUCUGUAACACCCUCACCUCCUUUUCCUUAAUCAUGUACAAUGCAUUGCUCUCCCCCCCCCCCCAACACAUCCAAUCAGGUUAUGAGCAUAACACACAACGUCUUCACAUUAACUUAAAAUCUUAAAAGUAAUAUUUUUGUACAAAAAGCUUGUAAUUUGUUCUCAACAUGGAAAGGGUUAAUAUGCUCUCCGUGGCUGGGGUUUUGGGUAAGGGUUUGGAGGAAUGGGAUCUAAAUUUUGUACAUUUAAAAAU